UUCUAUGAGUCAACCGAUACCGUCAGUUUUCUCCAACGCUUUUCGCGUGCGGUCCAACACAACGUAAGCGGAUCAAAAGAUAGUGAAUGAAUAAGAAAACAUCGUUUUACAUCGGAUACAAGUGACGUCUCCGUUUAUAUGAAUUGUAUUGGAUUCAAGCCAGUAAGCAGCAUCGAAUACGGAAACGAGCUCGCGAAAGGGCAAGCGUCGGUUUUUCCGUCAUCGGCAGCGGCGUCGUGGUGGAAAGGGUAAUGGUGGUAUUGAUUGCAACGGAACUUGACCGCGCAUACUCUCUGUCUGCCCUCAAUGAAAUGACGUGCUUACAUAUGGAACGACGACGGACGGGACGACGAUAAAAACCUGUGGACACCACACCUGGCCGACACCUGCCAGUUGAAACGGUGACGAUGACAUCGACCCUCUGCACCUGCACAUGGCUGCUGCUACCCUGCUGCGUUCUCGUCGCCCUCUCCACCGGAGAACUCGAUUUUUAUCGAGAUGAGAUCCCCGAAUCCUCGGAGAGCAUUGCGCUCAGGGAACUGAUUCGGUAUCUCGAGGGGCAGAGACAGCGGUUUCCCUCGUUGCACAAAAAGUAUCAUGCAGAUUUGGAGAAGCAGAGGGAUUUGUUCGAAGCCCUGAUGGACAAAGGAAGCUUGACCGAGCUCCUGAGAAAGCCGAAAGAAUGGGAGUAUCGGCGAAUACAAUACAACGAUCCGCCGAUCAACGAGUUAAAACCAGUGAGGGAGUUGUACGUCCCUUUCUACGAAUCGAAGGCGCCGUUCGACAGUCCCUCCGAGUACUCGAACCUGAAGCUAUCCAAUUUUCCGAGUGACACGGACGAAGACGAUACGAAUUUCCAGGACAACGACUACGGGUAUAAUAAUCGAAUGCCACCGUUGGACCGUUCGACCUACGAAGAGACGAAUUUCGACAGGGGAAUGAAAGAGGAGACGUUGCAAGAAUUUCACCGAAAUUACGAUGGCACCGUCGACCAGGACGGGAAGGACGAUAGGCAGAUGCAUAAACCGUCCGCGGAUCUCCCAAACUUCACGUACAGGUUCGAUCCCCCGAAUCUGCGCGAGAGACAUCCGUUCGCCGUGAAACCCAACCACCCGAAAUACUACGAGGACAAUUCUUUUUUCUUAGAGGAUUCCGAGAAAUUGGAUACUACUAAGCCCUCGAAUGACACGAAAUGGGAGCGGGAGGACACGGCGACUGAGAAAAUGCAUACGGCGCGUGAGGGGAACUCGCGGUUGGAAUCAAAAUUUAAGGACGCGUCGAUGAUCGUAAUACCAGAAAUCGGGCGGCGCACGGAAAACAAUCCGGUUUUUGUACCUGUGAACCAGGAUUUGAACAAUGAUAUAUACGGCUUCGCUGUUGUUGCCGGUUGCACUGCAGCCUCAGUGUUUCUACUCGUAUUAAUUGCUUUAACAUGGUACAGAAUACAUCGAAGUACUAAAGAUGCAGCCGACAUUGAAUAUCCAGCUUACGGCGUGACCGGUCCAAAUAAAGAAAUAUCGCCCUCAGGAGACCAAAGACUUGCCCAGUCCGCUCAGAUGUACCAUUUCCAACACCAAAAGCAACAAAUUAUUGCUAUGGAAAAGAAUUUUGCGCCAAUUAGGGAAUAUUGUGUGCAUAAUGAUUUGUGUAGUCGUGUUUCCGCAAGCAGAGAUCCAGGCUCCGUGUCCGAAGCAGACAGCGACGAAGAGAACGAGGAAGGAGACUACACGGUUUACGAAUGUCCAGGUCUAGCUUCUACCGGAGAGAUGGAAGUGAAAAAUCCGUUGUUUCACGACGACCCAACACCAGCAACGCCAGCACAAAUUAACAAAGAAGAGGACCAUAAUAUAUAGUUUGAGUAAUUUUUAAAACUACGUAUUUGAUUUGAGUAAUCUUUUUCUGGUGCUUAGCUCACUGUUAAUGUACCAUAUCGGAAACAUUUCUCUAUAUAUUGAAUGUAUACAAUUUUAAUAUUUAAUAUGACGCAGGAAGUCAAGAGGUGUACAAGUUAACUAACGAAGGUCCGAGGCGUGUGUGUGAAACGACCAUAUUUUGCGUUUUUUCGCGGAACAUGGGUGAAACGAUGAACAAUACCACGUCGUUCCGCCACUAUAUCGUGUUUGUUUCGCAAACACAUAUUUUUUAACAAUCCAUGACGUACUAUAGUUUGUAAUUUCAUAACAAGUACGGGUUUAGCCAUAUGAUUGACAUUAUUUUUCUAUACACCGUUACACUUGCAACGCAUAGAGUACAGAUUGGAGGUCCUAUAUUAUACCGUCAUAUGACAUUUAAUUGCAAGUUUCGGAUGUAUACCUAUCGUUCCAUGUCGUAUCGGUGAAUUAUUAUUAUUAUUAUCGUCGUUUAAUUAUUUCCAGCGUAACUUCAAAGGAUCGAUGAUCUCGGAAACAGAUUUACGUUGUGCAUGUAUAUGGGACAUUUAAUUCGAACUUAUGAAUUCCUGUACGUGUAGGUAUUAGUGGAAAGUUUGAGAUUGAAUUAUGCAGCUCGUGUAUGCUGGGAUAUCUAAGAAACGUUAUACUGCGAUGAGUCCGUUACUCAGUGCGCGCAUAAUUUCUGUUAAUAUACAUAUAUCGUUUCGUUAACUUCUAGCUUGUUUUCAUUAAAGUUACGCGAAUAUGAUAAAUAUACAUAACUUCCAUUUUGCA
This is a messenger RNA of Ceratina calcarata, 2666 nucleotides long. RefSeq lists its product as uncharacterized. The record is from RefSeq and is a predicted model, not a curated record. Gene Ontology annotation, cellular component: membrane. The coding region runs from base 408 to 1853 and encodes 481 amino acids. NCBI's taxonomy places the organism in Eukaryota, Metazoa, Arthropoda, Insecta, Hymenoptera, Apidae. The transcript has 8 exons.